Molecule: messenger RNA, 300 nt
Organism: Symbiodinium natans
Lineage: Eukaryota; Dinophyceae; Suessiales; Symbiodiniaceae
Source: the annotation of a GenBank genome assembly
AUGAUCCACAAUGAUCUGGUGAUCCGCCUCUCCUAUAGAGCCUACGUGGAGCCGGAGCCCGAGAUUCCUGAUCUGCACCUCAUGCAGUCACUGCGCCAGUGGCUGCUGCAGGGAGCAUCGCGCUGUGUUGGCCUUUGCUUCCCGCUCCCGCCGCAGGUCCCCCGGUCCGAGCGCCGCAAGGAGGAGGCAGUGGCCCAGGAAGUGCAUCGGCUGCGAGAAGCCGACAAGGAUCGCGAGAUUGAGCAGCUCAAGAUGAGGCUGGCCGACUUUGAGUCCGCUGCCACCGAGCUGCUGACAUGA